UAUUUCAUCAUUCAAAAUCUUGUGCUUGUAUUCUUCUGAUACAUACUGAGAUACACUACCAUAACUGAGAGAAUCACUGUAACUACUACUAGAGAUGAGUUCACCUAAGAGAGCUUGGACUGUGUUUGUUGGUGUUGGCGUUGUGGAGGCUUUGAAGGACCAGGGUCUCUGCAGAUGGAAUUCAGGUUUCAAGUCAGCUCAGCAAAGUGUGAAAAGCCAUGUUGGAUCGUUUUCACAGGCAAAGAAGCUUUCUUCUUCCUCUUCUGCAGUGGUUUCUAGCAAAAUGCAUGAAGAGAAUGCGACACUGUCAGAAGAAUCCUUGAGGAAAGUCAUGUACUUGAGUUGCUGGGGUCCCAGCUGAAGGAAAGAGAAAGACAAUAUGGAGAAAACUUUUCUGUUCUUUGAAUGUGGACCAUGAAGAAAUUGUGCCACAUCGAGAAGGAAAUGCCUCUUGCCAUGUUUGGUCUGCAUUCAUUUAUAUCAUUACUACUGCUAUCUGUUCAUUGUAACAGUAAUCAUGAAGAAUAUCAAUUCAGUGAAUUUCUGCUUCCCUUUUA
Molecule: messenger RNA, 557 nt
Organism: Vigna radiata var. radiata (mung bean)
Lineage: Eukaryota; Viridiplantae; Streptophyta; Magnoliopsida; Fabales; Fabaceae
Exons: 1
Coding region: 95-361 (88 amino acids)
Source: RefSeq, a predicted model, not a curated record